UGCAAAAGGUAUCAAAAGGUGUUUCGGAUUUCGACAAUUUUAUAUAAAUAAAUUAGAAUGAUACAGGAUACUGAUAUUUAUAUUAAAUCAUAGAUGUAAAUAAAAAUGUUAUGGAGGACAAGUCUCCCUUAUGUAAUAAGACACCAGCUUGGCAAAACUGUGUGCAUUGCCCUAACCUUCUGUUCAACACUGCCACGGAAUUCGAAAGCCACAUCUUCGAAAAACACAGUCACAGGGAAGGAUCUAUAGUUUUGUGUCAAUAUGGACCUAAUGGAAUAUGCUCGGCUUUACAAUUUGGCGAUUUACGCAAAGCGGGCUUCAAGUACCAUGUACGACAACACCAUCUGUUUAAUACAAUCGGAUCGGAUAAUUGGACCUUCUACUCGUCAUCACAAAACUUACCAGCAGUAUUAAACGACCCUAACCGAGGAAAACAAAGCAACUUUUUCACUAAAACAUGGGGAGAUAGCUUCGCCGAUAAAGUAGAAAUUUAUCCUAGUCCUUAUUUACCAGAAAUAUCUCUUCAGCAUUUUGAAUCUUACUGUAAGAAAUUAGCUAAAAGAUAUAGGAGACACUGUCAGCUUAAAGAAAAUGUGCCCGUUAAAUCUAAAACGCCAGUCGUCGAGACCGUUUGUGAAGUGCCAAGUAUAUUUUAUGAGCAGUCUUUAGCACUCAAUGAUCCUAAAAUAUUUUCUCAGGUGUUUCCAGGCCUACUAAACUCUAAAGAUGUCAACGGUACUAUAAGGCACCUCCAAGAAACUUUAAGCACUUAUCUAGAUGUAAUAGAAAUGAAAAUAUCUAAACAAGUUGCACAAAAGUCAGAUGCAUUUUUCCAUGCUAUGCUUUCUCAUGAUACCAUCAUGGAGCAAAUGGCUAAAGCAGUAAAAACCGUUCAGACUACAAGGAGAAGUAUUAAAAAUGUUAAACAGAACUUGACUGAAAGUCCUUUGCAACUAGUGAGCCUAACCAAAAUUAAUCAUAAUCUUAGUAAUGUUCAUGAAUUGUUUAAAUUAAUGGCAACAGUGCAGCAGACUCAACCGAUGCUACAGCUCUUGCUGAGCACUUCUGACUAUGUAGCAGCACUGGACUUGAUAAGUUCUACUCAAAAAGUGCUCUCCACUCGACUAUCUGGCAUACAAGCUUUUCGUCAUCUGUCCCCUCAGUUAACUGAAAUGAAACGACUCAUUCAUAAAAUGUUAAACAAUGAAUUUUCAAGAUUUAUUACAUCUGAUCUCAAUAGACCUAUAGCGGACGAAAGUGAUUUGCCAGACAGGGACAAGAUAACAUCUAUUGUAUCAGGAAUCCUCCGAUUAAAGGAAUUGGACUUCUUAGAAAUUUUCAAAACAGAAGCAAUGACAUCCAUACAAACCACCAUCAAACAAUGUGUAGUAGAAAUAAUUUCAGAAAGAGAGGGAGGUCAUGAAAUCGUGUUGAGGGGUUCUAACACUGAUACUUGGUUGUUAUGUAAUGAGGGUAUAAUCUUUUUGCAAAAAGUUACUCCUAACAUUAUUAAUUUAUUUAAAAGAAUUUUGUGUUUAUGUGAUUUAAUAUUAGAAGUCAGCAAAACGAAUGAUAUUACUGGAAUAGACUGUGAGGAGGUGUGGACACAGGAGGAACUAAACUCCUUUGAAGAAAAGUUAAAGAAAAUUAUUGUGUCGCUUUCGGACUACAGCAAUGAAAGAUGUGCCAACCUUAUAGUCACCAAAAAUGACAAAGAAUAUGCUUUCUCGGAUUUAUCACAGUUAUCUAAGCUAUCAGAAUUAAUUGACAUCUUUUCAUCAGAAUGUGAGAAUAUCACAGGACACAGUAGCAAUGCAAUGAAACUGGCAUUAAGAAGUUACGCUAUGAAAUAUAUUCAAAACCUCCAUGGAGAGAGAAGGGCACUACUCACAUCCUCUUUAAAUACUGAAAGAUGGAAAGUAGCAGAUGUACCCUUUGAGUUGCAAAGUGUUAUAAACAAAAUCUGUGAAUGUCAAGAAAUACCAUACAAAAUACAAUACGAGAGUGGAAAACCUGAUUCAAAAUUUCUUAUUAUAAACAAGGAGACUUACGCUGUUGUUGCUACUGUUCAGCUUCUGAUAAAAAUACUUUUAGAAUAUUGCGAUGCCACUAAACAAUCUCCUGACAUUGUCCAAUAUUUAGUUCAUUGCAUGCUAGAGUUAAUAAGAUUGUUCAACUCCCGUUGCUGUCAGCUGGUACUGGGUGCUGGGGCCAUACAGAGUGCAGGCCUAAAGACAAUAUCUACCUCAAAUUUAGCUCUCGUUUCCAGGUCUUUGCAAGUUAUACUGUGGUUGCUUCCUUUAAUCAUAACCCACCUGGAAAAGUUGCAUUCAAAAGAAUUGUCUUUGAACGGUUUCAAGAGCAUUGAGAGUGAUAUAGCAGGUCAUAAAAAGGAAAUUGAGAGUAAAAUAUGUAAAAUAGUAAGUGGCAUGCUCAGCUCUCAGCUGGAUGGCUGGGAUGCUAAGCCUCCGGUUCCGUCGCAAACAUUCCGAAAUAUAUCUAAACAUUUAGUUAAAUUGCACGAAGCUUUAAUUGACAUUCUACCACCUGAUCAAAUUCGACGUAUAUAUAUAGCGGUUCAUGAUAGUUUCAAGGAGAAAUUAAGGGAGCAACUGGGCAAGAUGAAUAUCGUCGCCAAUGGAAGCCCCCAGCAUGGUGUUGUGACCUCCGAGUUGACUUUCUAUUUGCAAACAUUAAAAACUCUUAGAAUAAUUAAUGAAACUGAUUCUGAAGAUAAUAUUUUGUAUGAUAUAUGGCUGAAUUAAGGUGUAAGGCUUAUAAUUAUAGCAAUUUUAUACUGAAUAUUGAUAUGUAAAUAAAUCAGAUUUAUUAUAUUGAAUGUAAGUGUAAUAAUUCCAAAAGCUAUUUAUAAUAUUACUUUACAGUAAUUAGUAUCUAAUUAAACUAAGGGACUUCUUAUAUUACCUACCAUAUAUGAAUGUUAUAGCUUGUAUUUAGUUACUUAUUUUUUUUAAUUUUGCAUCCUUUAGUUGAAUGGUGCUACAUACAUGUAAAUAUGAAAUGAAAAGUAUAAGUGAUAAAAAAAUUUGCACCUUCAGUAAGUACUUAUCAGAAAUCUUGGCUUUACCUCAACCACCUAUCACUUGCAAGAAAUAUCUCAAAACCUGACUUACCUAUUUGUGUUCAGGCAAGACGUGCUAAAACUACACUGCACCUAAAUAUUAUUAUAAAGUAUGCUUCACUGCUGCGCCGCGCUGUGACAAAUUUAUGUAAUAUUAUUGUUUUAAUUUUUUGUUACAAAUAAAGAUUUUGUCAUCAACUUGUA
Aricia agestis (brown argus) is the source of this 3286-nucleotide messenger RNA. It is a transcript of the gene scat, whose product is annotated as vacuolar protein sorting-associated protein 54. The transcript is spliced from 2 exons. Gene Ontology annotation, cellular component: GARP complex. Gene Ontology annotation, biological process: Golgi to vacuole transport; retrograde transport, endosome to Golgi. Bases 111 to 2765 code for a protein of 884 amino acids. The record is from RefSeq and is a predicted model, not a curated record. NCBI's taxonomy places the organism in Eukaryota, Metazoa, Arthropoda, Insecta, Lepidoptera, Lycaenidae. Gene Ontology annotation, molecular function: syntaxin binding.